Molecule: messenger RNA, 3953 nt
Organism: Ostrea edulis (European flat oyster)
Lineage: Eukaryota; Metazoa; Mollusca; Bivalvia; Ostreida; Ostreidae
Product: toll-like receptor 4
Exons: 2
Coding region: 777-3083 (768 amino acids)
Biological process (GO): toll-like receptor signaling pathway; immune response
Cellular component (GO): membrane
Molecular function (GO): transmembrane signaling receptor activity; protein binding
Source: RefSeq, a predicted model, not a curated record
CAGAGGUGGUACCACGUACCUAGGAGGGGUACACAUCCAAUGUCGACCGGUCACACCCGCAGUUAGCGCUUUAUCUUGAUCAGGUAAGCGGAGUUAUCCGUAGUUACAAACAGUGCGCCAAGAACGGCCUAACAAUUGGCACGAAACACGUCAGACAGCAUUUGACCCAAUGAUAGGUUGUAUCAGCAAACUAGAUCGUUAUAACGACCAUGGAAUUUGCAAAAUGCCGACUUUAUACGAGACUCUUGGGAACUCCUGCAUCAUCAACUUGUUUGUCAGUAGCCUGAUUCGAUUUAAAAACUGACCAUAAGCAGAACAAGCUCUUGCGUAUCGAAUCAGUUGAGAGAUAUAAACACCAUAUGCAGGUGGCAUUGGAAUAUUGCUACAAAAUAUGGGAAGUUGACGAUGGAGAAGCUGAAGUCAACCUGUUUGUCAUUAAGUUGAGGUGUUAGUUUGCCGCUAAUAUCUACUUUCAAUAAAAUAUCUAAGUAUAACUGUAUAAAUAGUUAACUGUGCAUAUAAUUUGUCAGGACUGUGCAGUGUUGUUUGCGAUUUUUGUCUUUUUAUCCAAUAGCUAAAGUGACCUUAUUAUAAACAUGAAAAGGUGAAGAUAACGAAAAGUGAUCGAUCUCAUGAAUCCUAUCAGGAACACUAAAUUAAGAGUUGGACAAACACGGACCCCUGGACACACCAGAUGUGGGAUCAUGUGCCUAGGAGGAGUAAGCAUCCUCUGUCUACCAGUCACACUCGCCGUGAAGCAUAUAUCUUGAUAAGUGAUGGUGGAUCAUUUUUCGGUCGGGCUCAUGGUUGUGAUCCUUCCAGCAUUGCUUGGAGUGGAAAGUAUAAAGUGUUCAUCAGAAACAAAAUGCACAUGUCAUGGAUAUAAAGGAAAACUAUUUGCAAAUUGUUCAAAUCUCAAACUGACCUCAGCUCCAUCAUUCAACGACGACGUCAUCGGUAUUAAUCUCGCAAACAACGAAAUUUCACUUUUCCCUCCAAAUCUCUCUAAAGAUAUAGAUUAUGUAGAUGUCUCGAAGAACAGGCUGCAAACCAUUGAUAAAAGUUCACUGUCCAAUAACAUUGCUUUAAGAUAUUUGACUCUUUCAGAAAACAAUCUUCAUUCGAUUGAAUCAGGUUUCUUAACAAACCUUCCUCAUCUCCAGCAUCUUGAUAUUUCCGGUAACCAAGAGUUGACGUUGGAGGUUUUGGCUAAUAUAUCCAGAGAUUUGCGGAACUCAUCUUCGAUACGGAUUCUGAAUUUCGAAAAUUUACAGUGCACCUAUGGAAUUACUUUUAUCAUCAGAAAGUAUCACACUUCUUAUCUGAAACACACACACUUAGAAGAACUGAAUUUAGCAUCCAAUCGCAUAAACAGUUUCGAGCUUGGCGUCUUAACCGAAUUACCGAGUUCUCUUAAAUAUCUAAAUCUGGCCAAUAACAAAUUAGGCUUUGGACUUUAUAUUGCAGAAUUCGGGGUGUUGAUGAAUGUAGUCCACCUUAAUGUGAGUUUUCAAUCUUCUUUCCAUCAAAUAUACACCAAACAGUUUCUGUUCACCUGCAAUGACACACGAACAGUCUGCAGACCUACUACAGAAGAUCACAAUCAAGCGUCGGUGUCGACUCCAAGCUUAGUGUCAUUAACACGAGGUCCUGUGAAUGUCACUGUCUACUUGCCACCGAAAUUACGACGAUUUUAUUUCCAUGACAACCUCUACAAGAUGGCCCUUCAAGAUUUUGUCUUUACAUCAACCAAUAAAACAGUACUAACACACAUUUAUAUGCAGAAUAAUAUUAUUUACAACCUUACUGGUCCAAUUAAAGGCUUGGAAAGUGUAAAUUAUGCAGAUCUUUCCAACAAUUUCUGCACUACUGUUUCGCACAAAUUUUUCAAAUAUUUCAAAGGUUUGUCUUAUCUCGAUUUAUCCCAUAAUGCACUUGGAGGAAGUUUAGAGAAUGACAAGAAAGGAGAAAUAUUUCAGACACUCCAAAUAUUAACUUCGUUAAACAUAUCCCACAACCGAAUUGUCCGCCUCCCCAACACAAUUUUCCGCAAUCUCUUUCUGCUGGAAACUCUCAAUCUCAGUUACAAUUCCUUGAGUGAGUUCCAGAUUCCUGUACAACACAUGACGCGGCUUGCACACCUGGACCUUUCUAACAACCAGUUAUCGUUCUUGAGUGAGGACAUAAGAAAUGCCUUAGAUUCUGUGUCAGAAAAGAAAGAUAUAACAGUGAAUUUAUUUGGUAACAGAUUUAGAUGUGAUUGUGAAGACUUGCAAUUCAUUAAAUGGAUGCAUGACUCGACGAGAAUCAAUUUCCUACAUUUUAGUAAUUAUUCAUGCGCAUUAUUGAAUUCUUCCCAACAUUCAGUUGAAGUUCCUUUCACAAAUAUAGAAUAUAUCCUUCAGCAUCUGGAGAAGAGAUGUUAUUCUUACACUUCUGUUAUUUUGCUUAUGACGUCAUUGAUAAUCGUUGUCAUGACAACAGUCCUUAGUCGCAUUGUGUAUCGAUACAGAUGGAAGCUCAGGUUCAUGUAUUACGUAGCAAGAGAAAAGUACAGAGAUAAAGUGAAAAGAGUUGACGUCAUAGGUGAAAGUUCAUACUAUUUUGAUGCGUUUGUGUCCUAUGCUGACAAAGACAGACGAUUUGUUAUUGAUCUUGUAAAGCGUCUGGAAGAGGAAUAUAAGCUAAAACUGUGUAUACAUCAUCGGGAUUUCAUUCCUGGAACAGCAAUAGCCGAUAACAUUUCAAACGCGAUUCAUUACAGCAGACGAACUGUUUGUGUCAUUACGUCCCACUUCAUAGAGUCAUACUGGUGCAUGUUUGAACUCAACAUGGCGCGUAUGGAAGCGAUUUAUUCUCGUAAUGGUGAAAACGUUUUAUUUCUGGUGGUCUUGGAGAACAGUGCGAUGAAUAAACUUCCACGAUCAUUCAUGGACCUUGUUGAAUCAAAGUCAUAUCUUGAAAUUCCGGAGGGUGGAGAUCCUGAUGAAUUAACAGCAUUUCGAUCCAAACUUGGAGAUACACUGAGUUCGCCUGAUGAUGACUUCAGAACAUUGUUAUCACAUCCUACAGUACAAGACUAAAAACAACAUUGUUAUCACAUCCUACAGUACAAGACUAAAAACAACAUUGUUAUCACAUCCUACAGUACAAGACUAAAACAAUGGGUUAAAGUCACUAGAAGUAAAGAACUAAAGGUUACUAUGGAGAUAUACAUAUAUUCAUUUCAUGUGUCAAUUCAGAAAAGAGAUACUAUCUGCCAUUAUGACGUAUGUGAAGAGGAAUCUGUCUGUAAGAUUAGGGAUCUGUUCUGUAUAGUGUGUCUUAAUUAUAUUAUAUAUUGCUAAAUCUGUCUGUUGAAGCUUGUGAAAAGAAUGUGAUUAUCGUAAUUACGUAGUCAUUAUCAAUGCACAAGUGAAGAUAACGAGCAUUGAUACAGCUCAUAGUUUUAAAAAUUAAGAGAAGGGAAGACACAUAUAUCUGGGCAAACCCACCGUGAGACUUAUAUCUUAAUCAGGUAAAGUGAAUAAAGUGAAUAGUCCGUAUUAUAUCUUGAUCAGGUCAGGGCCGUAAAUUACAUGGAGGCCGAGGAGGCAGCUGCCUCCUCCAACUUUUGAGCCAAAAAAAAUUAAAAUUUAAAGUUCAUUAGAAUUUAUGUUGUUUCCAAUAACUAAGAACAUGAUACCUCCCUUAAAAAGCAUUCCAAAUCUUUCUUUUAGAAUGAGUUAGUCAAGUAACAUCUUAGAAGGCCUUAGAAUCAAGGAUUUUGCACGAAACGUGUUCAGUGUGCACAAAAUGUGCUCAGCGUCUGGGGGCCUGGGCGGCCCCCAGACCCCCGCCUAAUUUUCUGCCUCCUCCAAAUUGAAGGUUAAUUUACGGCCCUGGAUCAGGUAUCAGGUAAUGAGAUUACUAUGUAGUCAAAAUCAGUAUGUAAAUAAAAGCCUAAAAAUUGU